AUGUUGCAUUUCAUCAAAAAGCACAGACAACUCAGAAAAAAUUAAGACAUCAACCCGCAGCCUGCAAAGACCCAUACAUGGUGCCUGAUCGCAUUACAGGAAGACAUGGUCUUCAAGAAUUACGUACACUGUGUCCUAAAAGACAAUGGAACUUUAUUGAGGUAAAUGUAACGAUGGAGGAGCUGCAAGAAAUGAGACAACUGAGGGUCAGUGACCUUGUCUACCCUCUGCAGACAGUCCUAGAUGAUAGCAUUGGAUGUGCAAUAUGGUUUGCUGCCAGGGGUCAUGGAAUACUUUAUUCAAAGGGUACAACAGAGACUGAUGGGAUACCAUACACAAGCAGGUCUAAGGUGGUACUGGUCGGCAUGGGUGCUGAUGAACAGCUUGCUGGAUAUUCAAGACAUAGAGGAAGAUACAAUUCUGAAGGUUUGCCUGGCUUAGUGGAGGAAAUAGAGAUGGAAAUACAGAGAAUAUCAGCAAGGAAUCUUGGUAGAGAUGACAGGAUUAUUUCUGACCAUGGAAGAGAAUCAAGAUUUCCAUUUUUAGAUGAGGAUGUGGUGUCAUUUCUAAAUAGUUUGCCAGUUAAUUUAAAGGCCAACUUAGAUCUUCCUCGUGGAAUUGGUGAGAAAUAUUUAUUGAGAGUUGCAGCUCGACUGUUGGGUCUGCGGGAAGCAUGCUUAUUACCAAAAAGGGCGAUACAAUUUGGAUCCAGAAUUGCUAAACUGGAAAAAAAUAAAGAAAAAGCAUCAGAUACAUGUCAACGUCUGUUAGAGUGAUACCUCAUAAACACAGUCAAUAACACAAUAAAAUAUUUAUAAUACAUCAUUGCACAUUGUAAUUAAUAUAAAACACCAUUUAAUAAUUCA
Molecule: messenger RNA, 866 nt
Organism: Saccoglossus kowalevskii
Lineage: Eukaryota; Metazoa; Hemichordata; Enteropneusta; Harrimaniidae
Product: asparagine synthetase domain-containing protein 1-like
Molecular function (GO): asparagine synthase (glutamine-hydrolyzing) activity
Source: RefSeq, a predicted model, not a curated record